Pseudoliparis swirei is the source of this 1556-nucleotide messenger RNA. It is a transcript of the gene tmem192, whose product is annotated as transmembrane protein 192. Bases 94 to 885 code for a protein of 263 amino acids. The record is from RefSeq and is a predicted model, not a curated record. The transcript has 6 exons. NCBI's taxonomy places the organism in Eukaryota, Metazoa, Chordata, Actinopteri, Perciformes, Liparidae. Gene Ontology annotation, cellular component: lysosomal membrane; late endosome.
UUCCUACCCGCCCCUUUUAGAGCAUGUAAGCUAAUGAGUGUUUGUUGUUGGUUGGUCAUUUCUUCUUAAUAAACCGCGGAGCAUCAAAACAAAAUGGACUCAAAGGAAGCCUCUCUGUACGCACCGGCGGGCGACCCAUUAGAUAUGACACGGAGCACGGAGGAGGACUCUUUGGUGGACGGGCCUCUGAUCUCUGCUGACGCCCUCCACUCUGCCAUCAGGAGAGAGUUUCAGACCAUCCCAACACCCUGCCAUGCCAUCCUGCUGUCUCUGCUGCAUGUCGUGUACGUGGUGUUGUCGAUGUGCAUGGCGGUGCUGUGUGUGUUGGAGUUGGGGCAAAAGGAGGUGUGUGCGAGUAUUUUAGGUAACGUGCGAGGCGAAAGUGUCAUUGUGUUUGGGAAGGUGUGUUUGUGGGUGCUGGUGCUGCUGUUCACUGGGUGUGUUCAGCACCACCACGGCCAGGCCAGGAGCAGAGGAUACCUGCGAUUCUACAGACAGACGCAGGGACUGAAGCAUCUGCCGCUCACCGUGCACUCUGCAGGAAAUGUUCUGCUGCUGGUUAUUCUGGCUGUGCGAUUGUCACCGACUGUGCAAACCUACAUGCUGCUCAGCGUCCUGGACUUUGAGCUGUUGGUUGCAUUGCCAUGCCUCCUCUAUUACACAGUCCAAGUGAUGCGGUUCAACAGGGAGCGAGCUGCACCCGACGUGAGCCAAGAAGAGCACUCGCUCAACCACACUGUCAUGAGUCUGCCGAGGGAGACCGGCUUCAGAGAGGGCUCCAGUCUGCAGGAGGUGGUGGAGAAACAGGCCGACCUGAUAGAGUACCUGAAACAGCACAACAUCUUACUGAGCAAGAGGCUGCUCAACCUCACCGCUCAGCACUGACCACAGCCCGGCCUCCUCUUCCUCCUCAUCCUCCUCCCUGUGAGCCAGAGCCCGACCACUUUAACACUCGGCUCUCUCAACACAAAGGAGAGGGGGGGGGGGGGGGGAGAUCGGUGGGUUUGAAAGAGAUGACGAGGAGCGAGAAGAAGAAACACUAUGAAAAGACUAAAAGCGAGGAGAUCCCUGUGCACACGAGCACCUGUGCGCACAGACGUGAGACGGGAGGGCUUCUCCACGAGGCCCCCGAGACGGACAGAUAACGCGGGAGGAGGCGAGCCGCAAGCGGAGGGCAGUUAAAGAGGCGGAGCGGGCGGAGGAGGAGAGCAGUCACGGGUCACAGAUCAGAGGUGAGGGUUUAUUUUUUUUUUUAUCACCGUCUUACGACCUCCGGUGACCCGCGCGUCGGCCGCCGCUUGUGGGGGGAAACCGAAGGAGUGAAAUUGUUUUAGAGGUCGUGAGCACUGAGGAGGAGCCGAACGAGUCGGAGAUGCAGGAGGGAGAGAGGUUCCCACUCAUCGGAGUCAAACUGAAGGUCGCGUAACGCUGUAAAUGUGGUAUUUUAUCCGUCCGAAUGUGUAAAUGCUUCGUUUGGUUGCAGUUUUUUUUCUAUCUGUUCAAUCAUUGAGUGUGUGUAUCUGUGAUCCGAUUCCAAUAAAUAUGUAAUAAACCCA